AUGGCAGAGGUUGAUGUUUACACAAAAGAUGGAACAGUAGAUUACCUUGGAAAUCCAGCUAAUAAAAAGAAAACAGGAACCUGGAGAGCUUGCCCCUUUAUCUUAGGGAAUGAAUGUUGUGAGAGAUUGGCUUUUUAUGGGAUGAGCACAAAUCUGGUGCUUUAUUUUAAGGAUUGGCUAGGUCAGCAUAGUGCUGCUGCUUCCAACAAUGUCAAUAAUUGGAGUGGAACAUGCUACAUCACACCAUUGAUUGGAGCAUUUGUGGCGGAUUCCUAUCUUGGAAGAUUUUGGACCAUUGCUUCUUUCUCAAUAAUCUAUGUUAUUGGAAUGACACUCCUGACAUUGUCAGCAUCAGUUUCUGGCAUGAAACCAACAUGUCACGGGCAUGGAGAUGAAAAUUGCCAUGCUACUAAUGGACAAAGUGCAGUGUGCUUCGUAGCUCUUUAUCUUAUUGCUCUUGGCACUGGUGGAAUUAAACCUUGUGUUUCAUCCUAUGGAGCGGAUCAAUUUGAUGAUGCUGACCCUGUUGAGCAGCAACACAAGAGUUCUUUCUUCAACUGGUUCUAUUUCUCAAUCAACAUUGGCGCUCUUAUUGCUUCUUCUCUAUUGGUGUGGAUACAAGAUAAUGUGGGUUGGGGAUGGGGCUUUGGCAUACCAGCUGUUGCAAUGGCAAUUUCAUUGGUGAGUUUCUUUUUAGGCAUAAGGUUGUAUAGGAAUCAGAAGCCUGGAGGAAGCCCCCUCACUCGUAUAUGUCUAGUAGUUGUGUCAUCUAUAAGAAAGUAUAAUGUUGAUGUACCGGUUGAUAAGUCUCUUUUAUAUGAGAUUGCUAACACUGAGUCUACUAUCAAAGGAAGCAGAAAACUUGACCACACAGAUGAGUUAAGAUUUUUUGACAAAGCAGCAGUGCCAGGACAAUAUGAUGAUCUUAAGGGCCCAAUAAACCCAUGGAGACUUUGCACUGUAACUCAAGUGGAAGAGCUGAAAUCCAUUUUAAGAUUGCUUCCUGUAUGGGCUACUGGCAUUAUAUUUGCCACUGUCUAUGGUCAGAUGAGCACCUUAUUUGUGUUGCAAGGGGAAACCAUGGAUACUCAUGUUGGCAACUCUAACUUCAAAAUUCCACCAGCUGCACUUUCAAUCUUUGACACCCUUAGUGUCAUAUUUUGGGUCCCAGUGUAUGAUUGGAUCAUUGUGCCAAUUGCUAGAAAGUUCACCGGGCACAAAAAUGGCCUAACUCAGCUUCAGAGAAUGGGAAUUGGCCUCUUCAUAUCCAUAUUUUCAAUGGUAGCUGCAGCAAUAUUGGAGCUCAUAAGACUUAGAAUGGUGAGGAGGCACAAUUACUAUCAACUUGAGGAGAUACCCUUGUCAAUAUUUUGGCAGGUUCCUCAGUAUUUCAUUAUAGGUUGUGCAGAAGUGUUCACAUUUGUUGGUCAAUUGGAAUUUUUCUAUGAGCAAGCCCCUGAUGCCAUUAGGAGUCUGUGUUCUGCUCUCUCACUAGUCACUGUUGCACUUGGCCAGUACUUGAGCUCUCUACUUGUGACAAUUGUGACCAAGAUCAGUACUAAAAAUGGAAGUCCUGGUUGGAUACCUGACAAUCUAAAUUAUGGUCACAUAGAUUAUUUCUUCUGGCUAUUGGCAGUGCUAAGUGUUGUGAAUUUGAUAGCAUACAUUCUAUACAUAUAA
Abrus precatorius (Indian licorice) is the source of this 1680-nucleotide messenger RNA. RefSeq names its product protein NRT1/ PTR FAMILY 8.1-like. Lineage: Eukaryota; Viridiplantae; Streptophyta; Magnoliopsida; Fabales; Fabaceae. The transcript is spliced from 4 exons. The record is from RefSeq and is a predicted model, not a curated record. Gene Ontology annotation, biological process: oligopeptide transport; transmembrane transport. Bases 1 to 1680 code for a protein of 559 amino acids. Gene Ontology annotation, cellular component: membrane. Gene Ontology annotation, molecular function: transmembrane transporter activity.